AUGGCUGCGCAACCAUAUACCAUGGCUCUCCAGAAGUACAUGCUUCUAACAGAGCAACACCAAGAACUCUGCGAUCGCCUCGACCAGAUCCGUCCCGAGUUUAGCACCCGCUCUCAAUUCUCCUCACCAUCCACCUCACCAACGCGAUCCUCAUCAUCAUCGCUCUCCCUACCACCCUCGCCGAAGCGGCACUCCCGAAGUGGCCGUCACCACUCGCGCUCCCACGCCCGUUGCAGCGGCUGGGAGAACCACAAUGAACUCACCACGAUUCCCGACGAGGAGACCAUCUACGAGAUUUCUGCCGAGGAGCAGCGCCUUUCCGAAGUCAACGAGAGUAUCAAGCGCACCCUCACUGAGCUUCUCAACUGCAGCAGCGUGCGCGCCGACCGGGCUUUCAGAACAUGGGUACAGACAAGACUCAUGGAGACUGAGAAGGAGCUUCGCAGCGGCCGAAGGCGCAGAAGCUCAGGCGAUUAG
Messenger RNA from Fusarium coffeatum, 477 nucleotides. RefSeq lists its product as uncharacterized. The record is from RefSeq and is a predicted model, not a curated record. The transcript has a single exon. The coding region runs from base 1 to 477 and encodes 158 amino acids. Lineage: Eukaryota; Fungi; Ascomycota; Sordariomycetes; Hypocreales; Nectriaceae.